CUAAACUUUAACGAGGAAAUGCAGCCCUACAACAUUUAGGGAGGUUUAACUUUAGUUUUACAGAUCUUUUGUGCGGGUUCAUUUUUAUGUCGGCAAAUAUCGGACACUAAGCUAAUUUUGGCGAGCGUGUCUGCCAGUAGAAACGGGAACAGCAGGUGUAAGUGGUUACAAAGAAAACAGUGCAGCAGACAUUUGGAGCGCCAUAAUGCAGAGGCUUCAGGUUUUGAAACAGGAUUUCUUCAGCUUGAAUACCACGCAGCACCUUAUCAUAGGGUCAGCCGUGGCAGCAGGGGGAUUACUGGCAUACCUGGUGCAUAAAAGAAGACAAAUCAAAAGUAUUCCUCUUGGUGAAGGAUGGUGGGGAGCUGGAGACAAACCACUGUCAGAGGAUGAUAAAAUUUAUCCCUUUCAGGUGCAGACCUCAGAUCAAGAGAUUGAGGACCUUCAUGAACGCAUUGACAAAACCCGCUACACUGAUCCCUUAGAGGACAGCUGCUUCCAGUAUGGCUUCAAUUCCACUUAUCUGAAGAAAGUGGUGCACUACUGGAGGAAUCAGUUUGACUGGAAAAAGCAAGUGGCAGUGCUCAAUAAGUAUCCACAUUUCAAGACGAAAAUAGAAGGACUGGAUGUGCACUUCAUCCAUGUGCGACCGCCACAUCGCGAGGGUCAGAGGGUUUUGCCUCUCAUGCUUGUCCACGGCUGGCCCGGCUCAUUCUACGAGUUCUACAGGAUCCUACCACUGCUCACAGAGACCCAAGAUGGCCUUGCAUUUGAGGUCAUAUGCCCGUCCAUCCCUGGCUAUGGCUUCUCAGAGGCCCCGCACAAACAAGGGUUUGACAGUCUGGCUGCUGCCCGGGUUUUCCUGACUCUGAUGGAGCGUUUGGGAUUCUCACAGUUCUACCUGCAAGGAGGGGACUGGGGCUCCCUCAUCACUACCAACAUGGCACAGAUGAAGCCACAGAGUGUGAAAGGUCUCCACGUUAACAUGAUGAUGUCAAGUAGGGGAUUAAAGGUACUGUUGUCGCUCUUGAUUGGUCCCUACCUGCCCUUCCUGGUGGGCCUCACCCGAGAAGAUGUCCGCCGGUUGUUCCCGUUCUUUGAGAGGAAUGUCUAUGAGAUUCUGAGGGAAUCGGGCUACAUGCACAUUCAGGCCACUAAACCAGACACUGCAGGCUGUGGAGUGAAUGACUCUCCUGUUGGUUUGGCUGCCUACAUCCUGGAGAAGUUUUCCACCUGGACUGACCUCAAGAACAAAGAUCUAGUGGAUGGUGGCUUGGAAAGAAAAUUCAGCCUGGAUGACCUGCUGACAAAUGUCAUGAUCUACUGGACCACGGGCUCCAUAGUGUCCUCCAUGCGCUUCUACAAAGAGAACCUCAAGACAAACAUUGACAACAGAGUGGAUUCAAGGGUAGGGAUAUUUGUCCCCUCUGGUCUGGCAGCUUUCCCUGGUGAGCUGAUGCACUGCCCUCGUUCAUGGGCAGCAAUUCGGUAUCGAAACAUCCGCUCCUACACUUUCAUGCCUCGAGGUGGCCACUUUGCUGCCUUUGAGGAGCCCAAGCUGCUAGCCAGUGACAUUGUUCAGUUUGUUAAGAAAGUGGAGAAGUGCUAAGCCUGUUAAUGCACUCAAACCAGUGUAAUUAUCAUAUUUUGCUUCAUACUGGUGUCAAAUUUUAAUUCAUUACAAAAUGGAAAACAGAUGCAAAUCCUUGUUACUCCUGUCAUUACCACUCUACCUACUGCUUGUUUUGCCUCUAAAAUCACAGCAUUGUGAAUUAAAUUAGACAUCGCUUCACUUGGUCGCUUCACUUGGUUUUAGAGCUGCAGUGAUUAAUCCAAUAAUCAUUUAGUUUCCAAAUAAUAAUCACUAUUAUCAACUAUUUUGAUAACUGGUUAAUCAUUUUGAGUCAUUUCUACAAAUUUCCAAAUUCUCCAUUUCCAGCUUCUCAAAUGUGACUAUUUCUGGCUUCUUUAGUCAUCUAUGACAGGAAACUAAAUAUCUUUGGCUUGUGGGCUUUUCUGAUGUUUUAUGGACCAAACAUCUACUCAGUUAAUCAAGAGCACAAUUGACAAAUUAACUGAUAGUGGAAAAAUAAUGCAGCUGUCAUUUGUUUUCAUUCAUGUAAAGGAAUGUAUUGACACUACUGAUACUCCAGUCUCAAAAGAGUUGCACUAAAAACACUAAGCAACAUUAAUGCACUAAAAGAAACUAAAAUGCUAAAUUAAACAUGAUUU
Molecule: messenger RNA, 2232 nt
Organism: Myripristis murdjan (pinecone soldierfish)
Lineage: Eukaryota; Metazoa; Chordata; Actinopteri; Holocentriformes; Holocentridae
Gene: ephx5
Product: epoxide hydrolase 5
Exons: 10
Coding region: 206-1609 (467 amino acids)
Biological process (GO): epoxide metabolic process; arachidonate metabolic process
Molecular function (GO): epoxide hydrolase activity
Source: RefSeq, a predicted model, not a curated record